CUGUUUAUGCUUAGCAGUGAGAAUUGAUAUAUUCCAUCCAAAUUAUUCAGUUCCAACUAAAUGAUAAAUAAAUAUUAAUAACAUGUUGAAUUAACAUUACAUAAUUGCAUAUUGUAUGUUUUUCAGACAUGCCUUUUUACAGUAACAGCAUUAGACGUAUUUUAGACAAGUGGCCUGGCAAGCAGCGUUUAGGCAUCUAUAGAUUUUUGCCAUUAUUUUUUGUUCUCGGUGCUGCUUUAGAAUUUUCAAUGAUCAACUGGACAGUUGGAGAAACUAACUUUUAUCACACAUUUAAAAAACGCCAAGCUAAAAAUUUUGUUGAAGAAAAAUUGCAAAUAACGCAAGGACAAGUACAAACACCAACUAAAGAAGUAGCUUAAUUGUAUACGAUCGUAGUUAAAAAUUUGGAAGAAUGCCUGCUGGUGUUUCUUGGGGACAAUAUAUGAAAUUUCUCUCAGCGGCGAUGUUGUCUAUGAUGGCUGGCUCGCAAUUGGUUCA
Messenger RNA from Bactrocera neohumeralis, 498 nucleotides. RefSeq names its product small integral membrane protein 4 (gene sloth1). Lineage: Eukaryota; Metazoa; Arthropoda; Insecta; Diptera; Tephritidae. The coding region runs from base 129 to 380 and encodes 83 amino acids. The transcript is spliced from 3 exons. The record is from RefSeq and is a predicted model, not a curated record.